AUGGCAGCAAAGCAGAAUUUUCAGUGCCUGGAGGACCACCUUUUGUGUCCCAUCUGUCUGGAAGUCUUCAAGCAGCCCUCGAUGCUACCAUGCGGUCACAGCUACUGCAAGAACUGCAUCCUCUCUCUAUCUGGAAAUCUGGCUGGCUGUUUCACUUGCCCUGUGUGUCGGAAGGCAGUAGACAGCGGGAGCUCUUCCCCCAAUGUCUCACUGGCUCGUGUCAUUGACACCCUGACAGUAAUGAGUGGGUCCAACGGCAAUCAGGAAAACUGCAGGGAUCACCACAACCCACUGAGCCUGUACUGUGAGAUGGACCAGCAGAUAAUCUGUGGGCUCUGCGGAAUCAUUGGACAACACAAGCAGCAUAAGAUAACCCCACUCUCCAGUGUGUAUGAGAGAAUGAAGGAACAACUUGCUUUGCUAAUAACAGGAGCUCAGAUGCAAAAGAACAACAUAGAAGGGCAAAUGAACAAGCUGAUGCACAACAAGACCCGUAUCAUUAAUGAAUCUGAUGUCUUUAAAUGGGUGAUUCAGAAAGAAUUCCAGGAACUCAGAAGUUUUGUUGAUGAAGAAGAGGCAAACAUCAUCCAGACCGUAGAGUUAAAAUGUACAACAGCUGUUCAGUCAAUUGACAAACAAUUAGAAGAGAUGUCCAAAACUCUAAAGGAGUUUGCUGAAGUUGAGGUUUCAUUGAAAAAACUGAGCAAUGAAAAUCACUUAGAUUUCAUAAGAAAGUACAGUUCAAUUGUCUCAAGUUGCAAACAGGUGCCACAGCCACUGUCAGACAAAACCUUCAGCACCAUCUCCUUCAAACCUGGCUUUAGACAUGAUGAUAUCAAACUGACAGUCUGGAAAAAACUGCAGAAGAGGAUUUUACCAGAACCAGAGGAAUUAAAAUUGGAUCCAAGCACCGCACACCCAAUUCUAAUUAUAACCAACAGUAGCACCAGGGUAGAAUGUGGAACAUACCUCAAGCGCUUGUCAAUAAUACAGGAGCGAUUUGACUACAACACCUGCAUCCUUGCCAACAAAGGUUUUUCCUCGGGCAAGCACUAUUGGCAAGUGAUUGUCAACGAUAAGAUGAAGUGGCGUCUUGGUGUCAUCAAAGGGACUACCACCCGCAAAGGAAAGCUAAAUAAAACUCCAGAGAAUGGAGUCUGGAUGAUCGGAGUGAAGGAGGGAAAGAUUUAUGAGGCGUACAAGAAUCCCAAAAUCCAACUUUCACUAUUUGUGAGGCCGCGUAAGAUUGGCGUGUUCCUGGAUUAUGAGGGAAGGCGACUCUCAUUCUACAAUGUGGAUAAUCCCGAUGAGUUGAGCUUAAUCUACACUUUUGAUGCAGACUUUCAAGGGAAGAUUUAUCCAAUUUUUGACCUUUGCUGUGUUGACAGAAGUGACUUAGCACCUAUCACACUUUGCCGUGUAUAAACGCCUCCAACCACACAGCAAGAAGCAUCAUGUAUAGCCUGUAACUUCACUAUGAUAUCAUGACAGCCAUUUUGCUGUCAUAAUUACUGCCACCUGAUUUUGUAACACGGUUCAUCCAAUGAAAGGCAGAACUCAAAUGACUAGCAGAUCUCCUGUGUGAUCUAAACAUGGUUGUAAUGUUUAGCUGUAAGUUGGACCUCUAUUUAAUGGAGCCUAUCCCUUUAUGGCUACGGAUCUGUGUGGGGCGCUAGUUUUGCAUAAACUGUCAAAAUGCUCGGAAUUUGUUAAGGUCAAAGAAGGCAAUUAACUUGGUAAAUUUCUGGCUCCAGGUCAAAAGAACCAGUCAUGAAAGGUCUGGCUUUCUCUCUCAUUUUUUCAAGAUUGUUUCCAUCUGUAACAAAGAAUCAUAUUUGAUACGUGGUGUCUAUUGGGUGACAUUUGGAAUGUAACAGCAGUGUGAGAGAUGUGUUGGAUGCAAGCUAUUUGUCAUAUAUUAUACAUUGAAUCCUAUAAUCAUACCAUAAAAUCUUAUGGCACAGGAGACAUUUAGACCAUUUUACCUGUGCCAAUUCUUUGAAAGAGCUAUUCAGUUAGUCCCAACCUCUUCUUUUCCCAUAGCCCUACUAACUUCUUCCCUUCAUGAAUAUAUCCAAUUCCUGUUAUGGUUGAAUCUGUUCCACUGUCCUUUCAGGCAGUGCAUUCCAGAUCAUAAUAACCUGAUGCGUAAAAUAAAUUCUCCUCAUCAUGCCUCUAGCUCGUUUGCUAAUUACUUUAAUCCUGUGUCCUCUGCAAGUAGAAACAAUUUCUCCUUAUUUAUUCCAUCAAUACCUCUAUUAAAACUCCUCUUAACUUGUUCUUCUCUGAGGAGAAUACCUCCAACUUCUCUAGUCUCUCCAUGAAUCUGAAAUCCCAUAUCCCUGGUAUCAUUCUUGUAAAUCUCCUUUCCACCCUCUCUGAGGCCUUGACACCCUUUCUAAAGUGUAGUGCCCAGAAAUGUACAUAAUACUCCAGGUGAGGCUUAUCUCAUGAUUUGUAAAGGGGUGGUAUAAUUUACUUGCUUAUGUACUCUAUACCUCUAUUUAUAAAGCCAAGGAUACCAUGGCUGGGAUUUUCAAUAGGAGGCAGUAUUAGGACCCAUUGUGGGUGGACAUUGAAAAUUGGGGUCCUGGUGGUUGUCUCCAGUUUCUGACAUCUUUGGGAUAGUCUUGGAUUUUCCAAGGGAUGGAUCGGGGAAGCUUUCUGAUGCCAAUUAACAUCUCCUAGAUUUUUGAGGGGCC
Molecule: messenger RNA, 2702 nt
Organism: Carcharodon carcharias (great white shark)
Lineage: Eukaryota; Metazoa; Chordata; Chondrichthyes; Lamniformes; Lamnidae
Product: E3 ubiquitin-protein ligase TRIM50-like
Exons: 6
Coding region: 1-1425 (474 amino acids)
Molecular function (GO): zinc ion binding; protein binding
Source: RefSeq, a predicted model, not a curated record